Argentina anserina (silverweed cinquefoil) is the source of this 2229-nucleotide messenger RNA. Its product is annotated as protease Do-like 2, chloroplastic. The transcript has 21 exons. Gene Ontology annotation, molecular function: protein binding; serine-type endopeptidase activity. Lineage: Eukaryota; Viridiplantae; Streptophyta; Magnoliopsida; Rosales; Rosaceae. Bases 53 to 1918 code for a protein of 621 amino acids. The record is from RefSeq and is a predicted model, not a curated record. Gene Ontology annotation, biological process: proteolysis.
UUCUCGCAGAGAGAGAGAGAGUGAGAGACCUCCUCCGUUUUUCAGCUCUCAAAUGGCCAUUGCGGUCAGUAACUGCUACUUCUCCGUCCUCACCUCCACCGCUAAAUUCAACUCCGCCGUCUCCGUAGCCCAGCCCAGCCUCGCCGCGUCUCUGUGGUCGAGCAGUAGCUGCCACACUCUAAGACCGGUUUGCCGCAGUAAUAGAGCUUCGAAUUCACGGCGACGCGCAUCGUCGUCGGAAAAGUCACUCUCGGAGAAUGAAGGCGUUGCUAAGAAGCUUAAUGGUGAUGUACUGAGUAGUAGUGGUGGUGGAGGGAAGACCCGGCGGCCGCAACCGGCGGCGUAUAAGCCGUUUGGAACGCAGAGAAAGGAGAAGAAGGAGUCUGUAGCUGAUCAGAAGCAGGCUGAAGUGAGAAGUCUUCAGGAUGCUGAUAUUCUCAAUGCAGUUGUUAAGGUGUACUGCACCCAUACAGCUCCUGACUAUUCCCUUCCUUGGCAAAAGCAAAGACAGUUUACAAGUACAGGCAGUGCUUUUAUGAUUGGUGAUGGCAAACUCUUGACAAAUGCCCAUUGUGUUGAACAUUAUACUCAGGUUAAAGUGAAGAGAAGAGGAGAUGAUACCAAAUAUGUGGCAAAGGUUUUAGCCAAAGGUGUUGAUUGUGAUAUAGCCUUGCUCACGGUAGAAAGUGAGGAAUUUUGGAAAGGAGCAGAGCCACUCCAUUUUGGAAGCUUGCCACAUCUUCAGGAAGCAGUGACUGUUGUGGGGUAUCCCCUUGGAGGAGAUACCAUUUCAGUAACGAAGGGAGUUGUAUCGCGUAUAGAGGUUACCUCAUAUGCUCAUGGGUCAUCUGAUUUGUUGGGCAUUCAGAUUGAUGCAGCAAUUAAUCCUGGUAAUAGUGGUGGUCCUGCAUUCAAUGACCAAGGUGAGUGCAUUGGGGUGGCAUUUCAGGUCUACAGAUCUGAAGAGGCGGAGAAUAUUGGAUAUGUGAUUCCUACUACAGUUGUCUCUCACUUUUUGAAUGAUUAUGAGAGGAAUGGGAAGUACACAGGUUUCCCUUGCCUUGGUGUUAUGUUGCAAAAGUUGGAAAAUCCUGCAUUGCGAGCAUGCUUAAAAGUAGAGACUAUUGAGGGGGUCCUUGUCCGAAGAGUAGAACCCACUUGUGAUGCUCAUAAUGUACUUAAAGAGGGAGACGUGAUUGUAAGCUUCGAUGAUGUGCAUGUAGGGUGUGAAGGAACAGUACCGUUUCGAUCAAAUGAGCGCAUUGCAUUCCGUUACCUUAUAAGCCAGAAAUUCGCAGGUGAUGUUGCAGAUCUUGGUAUUAUUAGAGCCGGACAAUUCAUGAAAGUCAAAGCAGAGUUGAACCCACGAGUGCAUUUGGUUCCUUAUCAUAUCGAUGGUGGGCAGCCCUCUUACUUAAUAAUCGCUGGUUUGGUGUUUACCCCACUCUCUGAACCAUUAAUAGAUGAGGAGUGUGAUGAUUCUAUAGGGUUGAAACUUUUGGCGAAAGCACGCUACUCUUUGGCUAGAUUCAAAGGGGAACAGAUUGUCAUCCUAUCACAGGUCUUAGCAAAUGAAGUAAAUAUAGGGUAUGAAGAUAUGAGCAAUCAACAGGUUUUGAAGUUAAAUGGAACUCCAAUAAAGAACAUUCGUCAUUUAGCGCACCUUGUUGAUUCCUGCAAGCACAAGUACUUGGUCUUUGAAUUUGAAGACAACUACAUUACAGUUCUUGAAAGAGAAGCAGCACUAGCCUCUUCAACUAGCAUUCUCAAAGAUUAUGGGAUUCCAGCUGAAAGAUCUUCCGAUCUGUUGGAGCCCUAUAUAGAUUCAGCUGUGGACGGCCAAGCUGACCAGGAGGAUUUGGGCGACAGUCCGGUCUCAAAUCUGGAAAUUGGCUUUGAUGGACUUAUUUGGGCUUAAUUAUCACCCAGGUAAACCAGAUUUUCCCCAAUACAAGCCAAGGCCUCAAUAGGAACAUAGUGAAUAAAUGUAAGGCAUAGAAUAGUCUCUAAAUUAUUGCUAUUUGAGUUUAGAGUUUCUUAAGAGAGCAGUGUAACAAUUUUCCCAUCUGUUGUUGAGGUAGCAUAAAUUGUAAGUUUGUAUCCAUACUCCAGUGAGUCCAGUCACGCAGGAGAUCAUUGUUGUAAUUGGUACUGUAACAAAAUAGUAAUAAGCUAUUGAUUCUUUAACUUUAUAGAAAUUACAUUCAUGGUUCACCACUUCACCUUAUU